ACCUGACAGUCAACGCGCAGGGUAAAAUACCUACACGUUCUCCAGCUAACAACACUCCGAAUCGGCAGAUUUCUUCAGUCAACCUUCAGCGCACUCGGAAUAAGUUACAAAACAGGACAAAAUGGCUCUCCGGAGAUACUUAGAUCGUUGAUUUAGGCCGGUGUUUAUAUUAGCUUAAAAUAACUUCUUAAUUUGCCCUGCCGACAGUUUGCUACUUUAGCUUACCAAGCUAAUUAGCUAGGUCUUAGCUGUCUGCUUUAGCCAGCUGUUCUAAAUAAACUGUGAAGGGCAGUUUCUUAGUGACAGCUUAGCUGUUUCUUUCCUGGUAUCAAAGCUAAAAGAGAAGAAAAGAGAUGGUGCAGCCACAGCCGGACGGCCCCAUGCAGUGGGACAUGUCUGGAGAGGACAGCGGAGGGACCCUCAGGGUCCCACCAGAGCUCGCUGGCAAUGAAGUGGUGACCAGACUGUUGGGCGACAACCAGCAGCUCCGAGAGGCUCUGCGGAGGAGCAACCAGGCUCUGCGUCAGCGCUGCGAAGAGAUGGAGGGAUGGCAGCGGCGGACCAGGGAGGAGCGGGAAUUCCUCAGCUGUCGUUUCCAGGAGGCCCGGGCGCUGGUGGAGAGGCUGGCGCAGGAGAACCACUCUUUGCAGAGCAUGGUGAACGGACCAGGCUCGUCGUCCAACCACAGCUACAGCUCGGCCCAGAUGGAGGCGUCACCGGGGCUUUCUGCCCGGAACGGCCCGCUGGAUGAGCCAAAGACUUUAGACCAGUGGGAGAGGAAAAGAGUUGAAGAAACAGAGCAGCAGACACAAACCACACCACAUCGCAGCCUGCCUGCAGAGGGUGCCAAUGAGUUCCUGCAACUGCUGAAGAGCCACAAAGAAAAAACAGAGGAAGAGAUGAGAGAAAUGAGAAGAAAAAAUGAAGAGUUAAAGAGGGAACGGGAUGAGGGAAAAGAAGUGUUAGAGCGACAGCAUCGAUGCAUUGAGCACCUGCGGGCUAAACUUUUCCAUACACAGACGAGCAGUAAUGAGGAAGCUGUUCAGCUUCGCUCAGAGGCUCAGCACACCUCUGACUGCUCUAGUCUGGCUAAACUCACAGAGCAGCUUCAGGCCACACAGGGCAGGUAUCGGGAGCUGGAGGAGAAACUGGAUUACCUGCAAAAGAGCUCCGCUCAACGGGACAGGACAGAAGCUUUGCUCAAACAAAAGGACAAGGAUUGUGCCCAGUUGGCCAAGGACUGUGAGGCUCUGAAAGCUCAGGCGACGUCGCUGCUAGGCGAACUGAACGAGAGGCAGAUCCUCCUGCAGAAGAGCGACGAUGAGCGCAAAAUGCUGGAGGAGAAGCUGGUCAGCAAGGUGAAGGCCCUGCAGGCGGCGGAGCGGGAGCUGGAGCAGCAGAGGAAGCAGCAUCAUGUGACCAACGACAAGCUGCUGCUGCAGGUGCAGAGCCUGGAGAGCGCGCUGAAGUCGGAGAGGCACGUGGUCACAGAGGAGAAAAAAAAGCUGUCACAGUUGCAGCAUGCCUACACAUGUCUGUUCAGAGACUAUGAUUCCAAACUGAAGAGUGAGGGAGGAGACCUUAGCAGCAAGCUAGAGGAGGCAGAGCGGGCGCUGGCCAUCAAGCAGGACCUGAUCGAUAAACUCAAGGAGGAGGUGGAGCAGCAGAAAGGCUCGCUGGAAACCGUCCCUGUCCUCACAGCACAGGCUGAGAUCUACAAGGCAGAUUUCCUGGCAGAGCGAGAAGCAAGAGAGAAGCUGAACCAGAAGAAGGAGGAGCUGCAGGAACAGUUCACUCAGGCUCUGGCUGAGAUCGAUCGGUUGAAGCAUGAGCUCACAGCACGUGCACGUUUGGAGCAAAUGAAGCUGAAACACAUGGAUGAUUUUCCUGCACGGCCCACUCACAUUCCCCCUCAGCAAGUGGUAGGGUUUCCUGGUGCUGGCUUCAACACCGUGCCACCGAACCGGAACCACGUUUUGGCACCGGUCAUCGAUCCUGCUGCAGCAGCAGCUGCAGAUCUGCCUGAUUUAUGCUGUCCGAAGUGCAACUACCUGGCUCCAGAUAUGGACACACUGCAGAUACAUGUCAUGGACUGUAUACAGUAAUGCAGUGGGCAAGCGUAGUUCAAUGUACCACAAUGCCAACACACACACACACACACACGUAGUAUAUUUACUGGUCAUCCAGAAAGUAUUCACAUCCCUUCGUUUUUAAAACAUGUUGCCUGUUGCAGACCAACUCUAAAACCCACCUGAGUAAGGUUUUGUUUUUUCUAUAGCUAGACAAUUUUUUUACAUUUACAAAUAAUAGUUACAUAAUAUUCACAUUCCUUCCUAUGGCAGUCAAAACUGAGAGUCUAAUUAGUGGAGAGUUUUUUCCAACAAAAUUGGAGUUCCCCUGUGCUAACUUCAGAAGACUGAACAUGAUUUGGAAUGGAACACAUUUGGCUGCAGAAACCAAGCAAUAAACUCAGAGGAAUUAUCUGUAGACCUUUGGAACUGAAUUGUGUAAAAGAAAAAAAAAAAAAAAAAAAAACAU
Poecilia latipinna (sailfin molly) is the source of this 2538-nucleotide messenger RNA. It is a transcript of the gene ikbkg, whose product is annotated as inhibitor of nuclear factor kappa B kinase regulatory subunit gamma. Gene Ontology annotation, biological process: positive regulation of canonical NF-kappaB signal transduction. Gene Ontology annotation, molecular function: K63-linked polyubiquitin modification-dependent protein binding. The coding region runs from base 354 to 2105 and encodes 583 amino acids. The transcript has 16 exons. Lineage: Eukaryota; Metazoa; Chordata; Actinopteri; Cyprinodontiformes; Poeciliidae. Gene Ontology annotation, cellular component: cytoplasm; IkappaB kinase complex; nucleus. The record is from RefSeq and is a predicted model, not a curated record.